Molecule: messenger RNA, 1552 nt
Organism: Anastrepha obliqua
Lineage: Eukaryota; Metazoa; Arthropoda; Insecta; Diptera; Tephritidae
Exons: 2
Coding region: 313-1521 (402 amino acids)
Biological process (GO): DNA integration
Molecular function (GO): nucleic acid binding
Source: RefSeq, a predicted model, not a curated record
UAUAGGAAGGAGACCACCCUUGAAAAACGAAAUGUGGUCAACAUCUUGCAUAUCAAUUCUUCAAGUUAUCCACAAAUUUUAUACAAAUUUUCUACUUUAGGUAAAACAAUUUCUGUGACAGCCUAUAUUUUUCGUUUUUAUUACAAUGCAACUUCUCAACCUCGGCGCUUUGGAAACCUAACAGCCGCAGAGUUGAAAUCGGCAUUCAAUCGUCUGCUAUAUUUGUCCCAACGCUACGAAUAUCAUGAAGAAAUAAAGCAAUUGUUACAAACAGACGCACAUACAAGAACGUUACAUGGGGGUAUACAACUAAUGAUAACUUUCAUUAGGCGAAAUUAUUGGAUACCAAAUGCGCGUAGAAUUGCGGAAACUGUAUUAAAGCGUUGUUUGGUAUGCUUUAGAUAUACAGCGAAAGUAGCAGAACAACUUAUGGGACAAAUUCCAGCGGUUCGAUUGACUCCAGCGCGACCAUUCUUACAUAGCGGCGUCGAUUUUGCUGGUCCAAUUGAUGUACGCCAAUCGUCUCUUCGUAAUGCUAGAACAUCAAAGGGGUAUAUUUGUAUAUUUCUAUGUAUGGUAUCAAAGGCAGUCCACUUGGAAUGUGUCUCCAGUUUAUCUACUGAGGCCUUUAUCGCAGCUUUUCGGCGCUUCAUUUCACGUAGAGGAAAAUGUACGCAACUAUACUCAGAUUGUGGGACAAACUUCGUUGGUGCCAGCAGUCUACUGCACACCAUGCAUCAGCGCAACACAGCAUCAAUACCGGAAGACCUCAGAGCAUGUUUUGCUAGCGAAGGCACAACUUGGAAUUUUAUUCCGCCAGCCUCUCCACACUUCGGUGGUUUAUGGGAAGCUGGGGUAAAAUCCACAAAAUUUCACCUUAAGCGUGUCUUGCAAGACCGCGUUUUGAAUUUCGAAGAGUUGACUACACUUUUAUAUCAAAUAGAAGCUUGCCUGAAUUCGCGUCCUCUUUGUCCGCUCAAUGAAGAUGAGGAAAACUGCGACGCACUUACACCAGGACAUUUUUUAAUUGGAGAACCAACUCUUAAUAUUCCUGAUGAAAACUUACUUGAUUUCGCUACUUCUGGAUUAAGUCGGUGGCGUAUGGUUGAACGCUUAAAACAACACUUUUGGCGUCGCUGGUAUUCGGAGUAUCUCAGUCGACUACAAAGCCGUCCGAAAUGGACCACUACUCGUAUCAAUGCUAAAAUCGGCGACCUAGUUCUGAUGUAUGACGAAAGAUGUCCACCUGGCAGGUGGCCUUUAGCGCGCAUAGUUGAAAUGCAUCCAGGACCUGAUGGACUAACCCGAGUAGUCACUUUGAAAUGUAAAGGAAAAUUUUUCAAGAGACCUAUUCGUAAAAUUUGUUUUCUACCUAACGUGAACCCUUCCAAAUUAACGGAAGAUAGGAUUGUUGAAGGCAGCAACGAUACGGCUGUGAGUCGGGGCACAGCCAUUCAACCUGGCGAUAAACCAAUUACCUCCAACGGCUCUGCUGGAAACAAUUCUAAUUUCUCCGUUUAGUGAAGUACUGUCGUCCUUGGGCCCGGGAAUG